AUGGCAGGUUGGGUCGAUAACUGGUUUACGAAAAGACGCGAACGGAUGGAUCAUCUUGAUGAUGCGGCUAGCGACUCUGGAGCCGUAGUCGAUCCGGAUGAGACGAUUGAGGAGAUACAUUUUGAUUCGGAUUUUGAUUCGGAUGCUACCAUUCCUGAUCCGAAUUUUUUAAACGGAUAUGGAAGUGAAAGCGAUGAGGAUGAACUUGGACUCCCCGGUCAGUUAGAUCUGAUACUGAAAAGAGGUGUCUUUUCUACACGGCGACCGCGUUGA
This is a messenger RNA of Orbilia oligospora ATCC 24927, 273 nucleotides long. RefSeq lists its product as uncharacterized. Lineage: Eukaryota; Fungi; Ascomycota; Orbiliomycetes; Orbiliales; Orbiliaceae. The transcript has a single exon. The record is from RefSeq and is a predicted model, not a curated record. Bases 1 to 273 code for a protein of 90 amino acids.